This is a messenger RNA of Haliotis rufescens (red abalone), 7879 nucleotides long. Its product is annotated as guanine nucleotide exchange factor for Rab-3A-like. The transcript is spliced from 11 exons. Bases 373 to 1902 code for a protein of 509 amino acids. NCBI's taxonomy places the organism in Eukaryota, Metazoa, Mollusca, Gastropoda, Lepetellida, Haliotidae. Gene Ontology annotation, molecular function: guanyl-nucleotide exchange factor activity. The record is from RefSeq and is a predicted model, not a curated record. Gene Ontology annotation, cellular component: Golgi to plasma membrane transport vesicle. Gene Ontology annotation, biological process: exocytosis.
CAAACUUAGUUAUUUCCCAUAUUUACAAAGAUACAUGAAAGUUAUCAUUACCGUCGAAUAUACUGUCCAUAUUUCAUUCGCACCAUACGAGUGUUAGCGUAGAACAAAUGUUUCAAAUAAUAUUCGAAUUGUCUGAAUUGCUAAUUGUCACGGACGUCUUUGUGAUUGAAAGAGAUGUGUUAUCGGACUUAAGUAUAUUUAUGGCCCGUAAUAAGCUGUAAGUUGUUAUUUGAAAUGUUUUUUGAGGUUUAACGAAACGCCGAGUCGGCCAAUAUACAUUACAAAGACACCUUCCUACUCGAGCUACUGUCAAAAUGACGAAAUUUGAAAUCUGUUGUCACACAGAAAUUUGACAAGAGCACUGCUGUGAGAAUGUCUGGAGAUGCUCAGCUUCUAGUCUCAGACAGACCAGUGUCGCCACAGACAUCUUCCCCUGCCUCCAAGCUUCCAGCUGCUGCAGCACUGACGCAGCGAGAACCAUGUGUUGGACAGGAAGCCAACUACAGACAGCCAUCCUCUGUGUCCAGUAGUCAGUCUGGUAGCCAAGGUCCUACUACACCUGGUACAAGUGACACAGAGUGGGGCACCCGACCACCGCCGCAAGGUGCCCCUUCACAGCUGGUGGAUCAGACAAGUGCCAUGGCAGCUGUUGUCGUUGGCAGUAUGGCAGCUGCAGCUGUAGGACUUGGGACAGGGACAAAAUCUGGGGAUUCCCCCAGAGUGGCCAGUGGCCAGUCAGGGCAAGCUCCGACAGGGCAGAGGUCGCAGGGGUCAAACAGUGACAGUGUCACUCGCUCUGUUUCACUCACAGGAGCUAUUAAUGGACUUUAUGGAACAGUUCCUGAUGAAAAACAGAAAGAGACUAUAGAUGAGUCUGAAUGUCCUGUUGUUGAGCUGCGUCGACAUCCAGCCCGGGCCCACCUGCGCCAUGCCCACUCUGAAGCAGAGACGACUGACUUGCAAAUAUCUCGGCGGCGAAGUCAGACGAUGGCCGAGAUGAAGGAGCAUGCGUAUCACAGACUGCAGGAAGAACUCCAGAAAGCUCAAACGGACCUGCGUCUGAGAGAUGAGGAGUGUGAGAAGCUGUCCAAGGUCCGGGACCAGAUGGAGGAGGAGCUGGAUGAUCUGACAGCAUCGUUGUUUGAGGAAGCCAACAAGAUGGUCCAGGAGGCCAACGUGAAGAGGAUGCACACUGAGAAGCUGCUAGCCGAGUCAAAUCAAAAGAUUGAAGUACUGCAGGCUGAAGUAGUGGCCUUGAAGCAACUGGUUCUGACAUCGACGCCCAGCUCCCCCAACAAACACCUGCAUCCCCAGAUUGCGGAGGCCAAGGAGAAGAAGGUCAGCAAGCCAUUCUGGAAGACACACAGACGGUCCACCAGUCACCAUGAGUUUACCAAGGAGUCUCGACAGGCUGCGGAGGCACAGCAGAACCACGGCUCCAUACACUGCAAAGAUUUUGACACAGCAUGUUAUGACCAGUUCCUGGGCUGGCGGCAGGACCCGGUGAUGGAGUGCACGAGCCCCUUCCUGGCCAGGAUGAUGAUGGAGGACAUCAUUCCCUGCCUCAACUUCUCCAACAAGAAGUUGGCAGAGAGAGUACAGCACUGUGUUGAACAUAACACCCUCACAAUAGAACCCAUUCCGGGGGACAACUCUUACCCCAGGAAGUGUUCCCUGACUGAGACGAACAAAUUGUGCAACUACAAGAUCAAACUGGAGGAGGACCAGGAGUGGUACUCAAUAUCACAGAUGUGUCGCAACAGGAUCGCCUCAGUGUGUGACUUCUACACCUACAUCAGGUAUAUACACCAAGGGCUGGUCAGGCAGGAAGAUAAAGAUACAUUCUUGGAAAUCACUCGAUUACGACGCCAGAUGGCGUUAUCUCGGCUAGGUUUACUAUGAGACUCGGACAUGACUCUCCACCGAACUGUCUUUCCACAACCAGCGGUCUCAUAUGUAUGUUUCUAGUUUCUCUCUGAUGCGAGCCAUUAACUUUCCAAAAACUGGGAUCCUGGAGGACACGUAGAUCAGGGACAUCAUCGCAGUAAAUGGCUGCACAGAAUGUUACCGAUCUUAGUAAAAUCAGAUCUUAGUUCUCGCUUCCGCUAAACAAAGGUCAUCCCAUUACCGGUCAUGUCAGAACGACCUUUCAUCCGACCAAUCAGAACGUCGCUUACCAGAUCAUGAAAGUGACAGUCAGAAUAUGAUUUUCUAAUCAUGCAACCAUGAAAGCAUUAACACAGGGUAUUCCGAACAAAAGUGACGGGCUUUAUGACUGAAUCCAUGCAAUCCAUCUUUUAGCAAUUCCAAAAUGUUCGUUUGUUCCAUUUUCAAAGUUUUAAUUAGGAAUUUGUCAAAAUAUUUUUCAAAGCGUAUUUGCGAGUUUCAAACUAGUGCCAUAAGGCCAUAUUGAGAAAGCUGUCUUCUGAUUGGCUAAUGUCGACUUCUUGUCAUUCAUUCCAGUGUUUGGUCAAAGUUCGUGAAAGGUCAGUCUGACGUGACCCAUAAUGAGAUGUCCUCAGAUCUUUGUUUAGCGGGAGCGAGGACUAAGAUCUGAUAUUAAUGAGAUUGAGAAUGUUCCCCUUGUGUCGUCCUGAAGAUGAUCUGUGUCAACGAGAGAUGCUACACCUUGUUUGACUCUUCCCAUCAUCCCGGACUCCCCUCCUGUUGACCUGUGUCAGGCAGAUUGCAGCACUUCAUGGUCCUAGUUCUGUGAAGAAAACCCCACUGGUACAAACUGGUCAUAUUGUAAAUAUGGAACAUUUUUAUGACUCAUGUAUAUGUUGCAAGGAACAAACAUUCCUAUUCAGUUGCUUUUAUCUAGUUUUUACAGUGUACUAUUUUAAGUGUAAGGCAAGCUGUGAGGAUGAGUGCAGGUUCACUGUGUGACGAAGUUAUCCACCUUUGUUUACCAUGAUGACACUUAUCAAGAUUGACCCCUCCUGGUCAAAAAGAUUGAAAUCUCUUAGUCCAUAUUGACCAAAGGAGGUUAUGCUGGGGUAGAACAUGUUUGUCUAUGGUAGAGUGGGAUUUGUCUGACCAUGUUUAGUAUUCACUUAAAUAGGAUAAAUGGUUUUGAUUGGUAUCUAGAAAUAUCGUCCAUCUUUCAACUUGACCUGAAGGAUUAUUGGAAUGAUAGAGGAGAUGACUGAAUGAUGGAUGACAGCAAGUUUGUAACCAAGAUUCAGCAGUCAACAAAAACUUAAAUAUAAGUGAGUAUGGUUGUAGUGUGUGAGUACCUUGUUGAAUCUCUGUAACAGAUCUGUCUCGCAGGCUAUAGCAAGGGAUCAUGUGAUUCCCAUUUUACAUGAAGAAGAACUUGAACAUGAGAAUGUGAUUCCCAUUUUACAUGAAGAAGAAUUUAAACAUGAGAAAGUGAUUCCCAUUUUACAUGAAAGAAAGAUAGAUGCACAAACUCAACAUGUAACCCAAGGUCUUCAUCGCACCUCUGCUCUCUGUGUCAUCUUGUGGUCAUCAUGGUGACAAGUGGUUCAUGUGUAGAGGACUUUAUAAGAGCCGAGUGGAACACCCUUCCAGACGUCUGUGAUGAUCUUUUUCAAGUCAACCUGUGGGCAUUGAUUUGAUUGUGAUGGUCUGUAUAUAUGUGUUUGGGUUAUGAGGGAAAUGCAUUCCUGAUAUUAUUUAACCACACUAACAUUGAAGUUUGUGAACAGUGCCAAACACACACUUGACAGGGGCACUGUACUUAAUUCCCGAUCUGAAUUAACAGAUCUGUCUGUGGAUUACAGGAUGCUUCGGUUGGUGUUCGUGAAAUGUCUGAUGAAGAUGUAAACUGUUAGCAAAAUUGAGGUAAAGUAAUACAUUUACUCUUUCUGUUGCUCAAUAUUCAGUGAGAUUAUUUCAACCAUUAUCUGAUUAAGACUGUUAUGUUUAGUGUAGAUUAUAUUCAUUGUCUCUAAUGACCAGUAAUGUCUUGCCACAUUUUGUUGACUAUAUUUAGUUAACACUCAUGGAUACACCUGCCCUUUUGUCCAUAUUCUCCUCCAUCUCCAUCAAAUCUAAAUCUCACCAAACAGCCUGGGUAUUGUGCAGGGAUCAGAUUGGAGUCUGAUGCAAUGUCAGUUCAGGGUAGACAUUGACGGUGAGGGUUCUGCCACAACCCACCCUGGACCAAUUCCUGCUCCUGAAAAUGUUUCAAUGGAGGUCAGCAGAACGUAGCAACCCAGAUUGUCUGCAUCCAUCAUGGCAUACAUUCCUUGCUGGGAGCUCGGAACUCAGAAUGACUGUGAUGUACACAUAUUGAGAUAUAAGCUACUAAACAUUUUACAGCAUUAUUGUCGGUUCCAGAAGAGGGAUAAAUCCAUGUCCAGCCAAAGCUGCAUCCUAUUCGUACAACAACAUCUCCAAACAGAUUUAUCCCCCAUGUCUGGACUCUCAGAAUGUCACUGUUUUAUGUUUUAUUUGGAAGUGGAGAAUCAUAGGCUGGGAUAUGGUGUGUUGAUAUGAGAGGUAGGGAUGAUUUACAUGCAGGCUCAAAUAUUUCUGAAAGAUUCAGAAAGAGCCACAAUGUCUCAUUGCCAUAGUGUGAAGAUGUUUUACUGUAAAACAUGAGAAGAAUUACUCUUUCUAUUUGGAGGUUAGUGAUGAGAUGAGAUGGUGUGAAGCAUCACUAUUGUGAUGCAUAGAGAACUUCUAUUUUUGUACCCCAAUCAAGGUCAGCAUUGCAUCAGGGUAAAAUCAGGGAACUGUGCUCAAGUUACACGUGGUGUUACAGAGAGUAUACGUUCUAAUUUGAAGCUUUUCUGUCCAUUUGUUCUGUAUUUUCAUGCUGUGUUGUUUGGAUGUAAUUCAUGAAGACUCAUAAUGUCAGCAAGUAUUAUUUGUUAUGAAGAAUUGACUCAGAGCAGUCUGAUGCAGGUUUGUACAUGACGUCCAUGGGGCUACUGACCAUGUGGCUCUAUGUCACCAACAGACAGGAACUAGCAAGGUGUAUGUUUGAAGUGUCCAAUGCUUGCUGCAGCCUGUGUAGACCCUUACAGUGUGGGUUGUGAGGAGCCAUGUGGUGUGCUCUGUAUUGUACCAGAUGGCCUGUGUGUGCAGUUCUUUAUUGUGCCAGAUGGCCUGUGUGUGCAGUUCUUUAUUGUGCCAGAUGGCCUGUGUGUGCAGUUCUUUAUUGUGCCAGAUGGCCUGUGUGUUAAGUUCCAACAACAGAGUGGAUGUAUCUGCAGCUGGGUGCAUGACAGUGUGUGUGUGUCUGUGUGUGUCUGUCUGUCUGUCUGUCUGUCUGUCUGUCUGUCUGUCUGUCUGUCUGUCAGUCUGUCUGUGUGUGUGUGUGUGUGGGUGGGUGGGUGUGUGUAUCUCCAUUUCAAGACAUGUUAUUAGAUAUGCAAUGUUACCACAACAAUGUUUUUUAUCCAAAACAUAGACUUGAUUUUAUAAAUAUUCAAUAAAUUUGCUAUUUCUAUAAAAAUAUACAGGUACUUGUGCUUAACUUUUGUGUGUGAGUAUACCUACUGGAGUUGAUGCAGCCCUCUGUCAGUCUGUGUGUUUGUGACUGUGUGUUUGUGUCUGUGUGUGCGUGCGUGCAUGCAUGCGUGUGUGUGCGUCCACUUAAGAGUUGAGAUGCAGCCCUCACUCAGUCUGUGUGUUUGUGUGUCCGUAUGUGUCUGUGUGUGCGUGCGUGCGUGCGUGCGUGCGUGCGUGUCCACUUAAGAGUUGAGAUGCAGCCCUCUCUCAGUCUGUGUGUUUGUGUGUCCGUAUGUGUCUGUGUCUGUGUGUGUGUGUGUGUGUGCAUGCGUGUGUGUGCGUCCACUUGAGAGUUGAGAUGCAGCCCUCUCUGUCUGUGUGUUUGUGUGUCCGUAUGUGUGUGUGUGUGUGUGUCUGUGCGUGCGUGCGUGCGUGCGUGUGCGUCCACUUGAGAGUUGUUGCGCCCCUCUCUUUGAAACCCCUGUCAGUAUUGCUCUUGUUUAAACUUGUUAAAUGAUUUAUUGAAUCAAAAACAAACACACAUUAACAGUGAUACCAUUCAGUGUCAACAAUUACUUGUGUGUUUCUCUGUUACUGAUGAAGGGCUAUUUGCAGGCAUUAUUCAUAAUAAACGUGAUUAUUGAAACAUCAGAUUUGAAAUACAAGAUGAAAUAGGGAUUUCCUGUGUUUCUUGUGUGAGUGAAAAACAUUGUGGUUGGUGACAUGAUCAUUGGAAAUACUCUUCAGUAGUGUGUAGCCAUGUAUGUAGUUUGUUUAAUUGUCUAGGUAGCAAUAUAAAUAUGUGUAGAUGUACAUAUAACAAUGUUCAUAUUCAGAUGCUAUUUUGUAUGUGUCACCAGGACCUGAAGGUGACUUUGUGAGGUGACUAGGACCCUGUUUUACAUGUCCUCCAUGUUGUGUACUUCGUGUUGGAUGCUUGCUUCCCUGUCUGUUGAAGGAUGGUGCCAUUUGAGGCAUGGGAACAAGUGUACAAUUUGCUAUUUUUAUACAGUAUUCAUGUUUUUGUACAUCUUUAUACCUGUGAUUUUAAAAAACCUCCAGAUGUCCUGAAACGUAAAUUGUUGUGUUGCAGCUGCAGGAUCUGCUAGUAGUGAGUUGCAAUCCAAAUUUCACACUGAUUAUCAUCCCUUUUAGGCCAGGAUGCUCUUUGGUUUUAUCUGAAGGGUUAAUGUGACUGCCAUCACUUUUUCCUCCCACAUGAGCUGACACUCCAUAAUAUAUAUGAAAUGUACACAACGUCAAACAAAAUUCACUCACCUUCAUGAGACUAUAUCACCCCAUCAGCAGAUGUUAUUGGAAAUGUCUUAGGCAGUGAGAUAAACCGUCAGAUCUGAUCACUUUUUUAAAACUAUUUUCAGAUAUGAAUUUGAACAGGUUAUGACAAACAUUAGCAGAGUUUUAUCUGAAGUUAUGAGGUUGUUGUUGAUAUCAUUUCUUGACUUUUAUCUGUUUUGAAUAGGGUUUUAUCAGCAUAGGUUUUUGUUAUUGAAUAGGGUUUUAUCACCAACAUAUUUUAAUCUUGUUAAAUUAGGUUUUUGUUUGAUCUGUUAUAAUUGUGUGAAACUCAUAUUCCUUUUAGCACAAGUAUGAUACACGUAUUGUGAAGUAGUAAACAGACUACGAUGGAAAUAGUACUUCAGAUUCUGUAUCAGCAGGUAGGCAUUAGGCUUCACAUCCAGGACCAAUGAAUAGUGGGAUGUCUUCUUUCCAAUUUAUGUAGCUUGAAACAAUAAUUUUGCACCUAGCUGUUAACGUUCACUCAGAAAUAUGUCAAUCAUGGUUCCUGCAGAGCUGAAAAGGACAUUGAACAAACUGAGAAGUAGUUUGGCACUCAUUAGAUUUGAGCCUUGAUCUACACCAUCUAGCAGAUACUCUUUGUCCUGGGACAGCAGAAUAUUGACUGAAAGGAAUUGGAGUUUCAAGGAUUGUGUGAGAAUUGAAAAAGGGAGGUUGUGUGAUCUUCAUCAAGGUUAUGAUAUUUUUACAGAAAACAGACACAACCCAUAUUGGCAUACUGUAUGUAUAUGUCUGGCCAUUAUAUGACAACUAUGAUAAAUUGUGCACAUGACUGUGAUGUGAAAUAGAUUUGGAAACAUUGGUGAUUGUUGGGAAUUGAUAAGGAAAGCAAACAUUCAAUUAAGUAUGUAUGUAUGUGUGUUGUGGCAUCCUGAACCCUUCUGACUGUCCCAGGUAUCCCCAGAUGGAGGGACAUACUGUGCAUGUACCCCAGAAGGUGUGAGGUGACUGGUAGGACUGUAUGUAGGUGCCACUGAGCAUGCUACUUAACACUGGCAAUCAGUGUUACAAUCUUAUGUUAUUUCUACUGAGGGAAUGGAGUGAUAUUUAGUCAACAUAUGCAUGAAUAUAAACUGAACAUUUUGAUUAAUUUUUUUACAUCUAAUUUAUUUGAAUAAAGAACUAUGUCCAAUAA